Messenger RNA from Metarhizium brunneum ARSEF 3297, 3264 nucleotides. Lineage: Eukaryota; Fungi; Ascomycota; Sordariomycetes; Hypocreales; Clavicipitaceae. The record is from RefSeq and is a predicted model, not a curated record.
AUGGCGGUUGACACUGUUCCCAUACCCGGGCCAUCGGGAUUGCCUAUAUUAGGAAAUGUCACGGACGUGGACAUUGACCAUCCGCUCCAAUCCUUCAUCAGACUCUCCGACAGAUACGGCCAGAUUUACAAAUUAAAAUUCGGAAAACACACACUCGUAGUAGUCUCGUCUUACGAGUUGGUACACGAAGUCUGCGACGACAAGAGAUUCAAGAAGUCUAUCGAGGGAGACCUUGAGCAACUGAGAAAGGUGGUCCACGACGGGCUCUUUACCUCGCGGGGGGUAGAAGAGGAGAACUGGGGGAUCGCUCACCGAGUUCUCAUGUCCGCCUUCGGCCCCAUGUCCAUCAGAGGCAUGUUUGACGAGAUGCACGAGAUUGCCACCCAGCUCGCCCUCAAAUGGGCUCGCCAGGGCCCGUCGCAGCCCAUCGACGUCGGCGAGGACUUUACCCGGCUGACUCUCGACACGGUGGCCCUCUGCUCCAUGGGGUUCCGGUUCAACUCGUAUUACCGGGACGGCCUGCACCCAUUCAUCGCCGCCAUGUAUGCCGUUCUCAAGGAGGCCGGCGCGAAAUCCCUCCGCAUCCUGCCGCCCAUGUUUUACCCGCGCAAGGAGGAAAAGUACCGGGAAAACAUUGCGCUCCUGCGCUCGACCGCGCUCGAGGUGCUGGAAUCCAGGAGGGAGGACGGCGCGGAUGCUGCAUCCACGGACAGAAGUGACCUCUUGAGCAAGAUGCUCAACGGGGUGGAUCUGAAGACGGGCCGCAAAAUGACGGACGAGAGUAUCAUCGACAAUCUCAUCACUUUUCUCAUUGCGGGCCAUGAGACGACCGCCGCCACCUUGUCGUUUGCCAUGUACCAGAUCCUCUCGCGGCCGGACGUAUACCACAAGCUUCAGCAAGAAGUCGACGCCGUGGUUGGCACGGGACCCGUCUUGAUCGAUCACGUCGCCAAGCUCAGGUACCUCUCUGCAGUUCUCCGAGAGACGCUCCGCCACAGUUCGCCCAUUCCAGCCUUUGCCCGCGAGGCCAUCAAGGACGAGGUGAUUGGCGGCAAGUACGCCGUCAAGGCAGGCGAGCAGAUCAUAUGCCUGCUGUCCAAAUCCCACUUCGACCGCGCCGCCUACGGCUCCGACGUCAGGGAAUUCAACCCCGAGAGAAUGGCAGACGACAAGUUCGACCGCCUCAUGAAGGACUAUCCGCAUGCGUGGAGCCCCUUUGGCACAGGCAUGCGCAGCUGCAUCGGCCGGCCGUUCGCGUGGCAGGAGACGACGCUGGCGCUGGCUGUGCUCAUCCAGAACUUCAACUUUGUCAUGGACGAUCCUUCGUACCGGCUGCAGAUACAGGAGACAUUGACCAUCAAGCCCAAGAAGUUCAUGGUUCGGGCUAUCCUUCGGGACAGACUGACGCCCUCGCGGCUCGAGACACGGCUGGCCAGCGCCUUUGCCGGCGAAGCUCCAACGCCAUCGCCGGGCGUUCCUGCUGGGCACAAAUCAAGACACUCUGUAGCGUCGACUUCGACAGGCCACGUCGACGGGGAGUCCGCCCCGAAGCUGGUCAUAUUGUAUGGGUCGAAUGCCGGGACGUGCCAGUUCAUGGCGCAGCGGCUGGCGAGUUCGGCCGCCGCCAAGGGCUACAAGUCAUCCGUCGAUGCCCUGGAUACCAUUCGAGGGUCCAUGCCCAAGAACACUCCCGUAAUCAUCAUAACAUCGUCGUACGAAGGCGAACCUCCGCACAACGCGGCCCAUUUCACCCACUGGAUCCAGACUCUGGAACCCGGUGCGAUGAAACAUGUCUCGUACGCAGUGUACGGAUGUGGUCACUCGGACUGGGUUCAUACGUUCCAGAAAGUCCCAAAGCUCAUCGACUCGACUCUAGAAACGCUCGGCGCUUCGAGACUUGGUCCGUUGCACUCCACCGACGCCAAAGACAGGGACAUGUUUUCCGACUUUGAAGCUUGGGAGGAUGACGUUCUCUGGCCCUCUAUCCUGGAACGCUUCGCUCGUCCGAGCGAUGCCGCCACCAGCUCCGCCCCCGGGCUGGCGCUCAGUUUCUCGACGCCAAGAGCAUCCGUCUUGCAUCAGAGCGUCGAAGAGGCUACUGUUGUCGCGGCACGUCGGCUCGUCGACCAAAGCGGCGGCAGCCAGGAGAAGCGACACAUUGAAUUGCGACUGCCGGCCAAUAUGCCGUAUUCAGCGGGUGAUUACUUGGCGGUCCUGCCGCACAACCCCAAGGAGAGCGUGUCGCGAGCCCUGCGGCGCUUUCAUUUUCCACGAGAUGCCUACGUUACCAUCUCGUCCUCUUCGCCAACGACGCUUCCUACCGGUAUGAGUCUUCCGGUGGCGGAAAUUCUGAGUUCGUACGUUGAACUUGGCCAGAUUGCUACGAAACGAGACCUCGCCCACCUGUGCGAGAUGAACAAAGAAAGCGAUGAGAUUCCGCAAUUGAAAAGGCUGGUCGGUGAGGAAUUCGACACGGUAGUCAAAGCAGGGCAGCUUUCCGUGCUGGACGUGCUGGAAAAGUUUCCUGCCUUGUGUGUGCCGUUCCAUGAGUUCCUUCAAAUGUUGCCCCCCAUGCGACUACGACAGUAUUCGGUUUCGUCUUCGUCGCUCUUCGACCCCACAAAGGUCAGUCUGACGUACGGCGUUGUCAAUGAGUCGGCCGUGUCCGGCACGGGACGCUUCAUCGGCGUGGCGUCUUCAUACCUCUCCUCCCUGGAACCGGGUGAGAAGAUACAGAUAUCAGUGCGGCCAGCCCAGUCAGGCUUCCAUCUACCGGAGAACCAGGAAGAAACGCCGAUAGUGUGCAUCGGCGCAGGCACGGGACUUGCACCGUUCCGAGCGUUUAUCCAAGAACGUGCUACUCUUCAGGGAAGCGGCAGAAAUCUCGCCCCGGCUAUCCUAUUCUACGGAUGUCGCAACCCUUUGUCAGACGAUUUGUACCGAGACGAAUUUGAUGCUUGGGAGAAAUCCGGGGUUGUGAAGAUCUUCCGAGCAUACAGCGGAGACAAGGAAGCGUCGUGCGGGUGCCCAUAUGUUCAAGACCGCAUCUGGCAUGAACGGGGGUCAAUCACGAAUAUGUGGGAGAAGGGAGCCAGGUUCUACGUCUGUGGCUCUGGGAAGAUGGCGGAGGGGGUCAAGGGCGUGCUGGUCAAGAUUGUCACGGAGGAGUACGAGAAGGCCGGGGAGCCGGUGACUGAAGAAGAGGCGGUUGGGCAUUUCGAGAGAAUCCGGAAGGAACGUUAUUGCAUGGAUGUAUUUGAUUGA